Molecule: messenger RNA, 423 nt
Organism: Colletotrichum costaricense
Lineage: Eukaryota; Fungi; Ascomycota; Sordariomycetes; Glomerellales; Glomerellaceae
Exons: 1
Coding region: 1-423 (140 amino acids)
Source: RefSeq, a predicted model, not a curated record
AUGUCGUUCAUUCUUUCGCUCCACAAUCACAUUCCCAAGGGAGAGGGGGGGGUGUUUCUUCAACAACUAACGGAUUCUUGCAGCGCAUUGCAUGCCACUGCAACCCUCCCCUCGUCCAUAUCGCAACCUCUUUUGCUUUCCCUGCGCAAUGGCCAACACACCUGUUCUGCUUUCUCUCACGCGCUAGAGGGCCUUCUCAAACUGUUACUGCAAUACGUUCGUGCUACCUUACUUACUCAUAGCGAUGGUCCAAAAGAGGGAUUCCUUCUUCCCAGUUUUGCUGCAUGCAGGAAACAAGACGGACCGCCAGCUCCAAAACCCCUCAUCGAACACGGACCUCUCUACGGACCUUUCGCCUUUCCUUCGCAUUCUCUCACACGCAGAGACACGUUUCUCUCAAGUCUCUCUAUUCGUUUUGUAUAA